AGUGACAGGGAAGGAUGUUAUGAGACGCACGCUGUCAUCGUGUGACAAGCAUGUGUUGUAUGUUUAGGUAGAGCAGAGCAGUCACUGUCUCGUUCGGUUUGGCAUACAGUGUAUCAUUACAUUUACCCUGAUUGUUGUGCACUGCAAAGGGAUAUCAGGGGAGCUUCAGUUUCACGACAAAACUGAGAACUUUCAAGAUGAACGUUUACUGUAUACCCACGAUCCUCCUCUCCCUCUGCCUCUCCAGUGCUGCAAACAUGAUAAGCUCCCACAACUGUAACGACAAGCUCAGAACGUUCAAUGUGGUCCGUGUGUCUGUCAACGGCACUGCAUCCGUCAGAUGCCCCAACCUGACAGGCAAGGACCAGGAGGAGAUGAAAUUCCACCUUUACCUGGGCUUGGUCGAGGUUGGCAACCACACUCACGACAAUGCUCACAACCACAAUUCCACAGAGACCGUGAGUCCUGUUGGGAAGGGUCUGGGGCUGAGGGUGAACAAUCAGGACCAUACGGUCAGUUUUGUCCUCUCUGGAAUGACCACAGAGCACGCUGGAGUCUAUACCUGUGAGGGGCACCCCAUGUACCCACCUCCCAUUGAGAAAGUACCAGACGAGCCUCAGACCUUGGUCCUGGUUGAAGCUCUCCAGUGCCAGGCAAUGAAGACUGGGGGAUGUGUCGGCUCUGGAGAUGAUGGUGUCCCUGCUUGGGCAUGGGUGCUGGGGUUCUGGGUCACCACCAUCUAUGGCCUGGUUGUCACGGUCAUCGCCUUUGCCAUCCGGCUCAGACUGAGGAGAGUGGAGUGUUCCCAGAGCGACUACAUGAGUACCAAACCCAGAGCUCCACUCGGGUGGCCCAGGAAGAAGCAGGGGGUCCAGCAUCCAAUCCGAAUGGGACGAUACUGAUCACGGUCAACCUCAGAUCAGUCAUUCUCAUACAAAAGCUACACGAGAGUUGAGCCUUUAUUGGCCCUUGAGAGCUGACUUCGGAAACCCACCAAGUUCUUUAU
Messenger RNA from Salvelinus namaycush (lake trout), 1006 nucleotides. Its product is annotated as T-cell-specific surface glycoprotein CD28-like. Gene Ontology annotation, biological process: T cell receptor signaling pathway; regulation of T cell proliferation. Gene Ontology annotation, cellular component: external side of plasma membrane. Bases 198 to 902 code for a protein of 234 amino acids. NCBI's taxonomy places the organism in Eukaryota, Metazoa, Chordata, Actinopteri, Salmoniformes, Salmonidae. The transcript is spliced from 4 exons. The record is from RefSeq and is a predicted model, not a curated record.